Anopheles cruzii is the source of this 1356-nucleotide messenger RNA. RefSeq names its product E3 ubiquitin-protein ligase TRAIP (gene nopo). NCBI's taxonomy places the organism in Eukaryota, Metazoa, Arthropoda, Insecta, Diptera, Culicidae. The record is from RefSeq and is a predicted model, not a curated record. The transcript is spliced from 2 exons. The coding region runs from base 4 to 1356 and encodes 450 amino acids.
GUUAUGAAUUUGUUGUGCGCCAUUUGUUCGGAUCUGUUCGUACCGUCGGAUGAUGUGCACAGCACCACCUGUGGACAUAUGUUCCACUAUGUGUGCCUCCUGCAGUGGCUGCAAAGAUCGAAAACAUGUCCCCAAUGCCGAAAUCGUUGCAUCGAGUCGAAGCUGGUAAAAGUCUACUUUAACGUAGCGGCCAACGCAUCGGGCGAAGACGGUACUCAGUUGUUGGUAAAGUUAGACAAUUUGACGCUCAAACUUCACGAAACCGAGAAAAACCUGAAGGACCAGCAGAAAAGGUCUGGGGAGCAUAAAGAUGAGCAGAAAAAGAUGCGGAAAACAUUGCUGGGUCUGGAAGAGCAACUACGUUCUAAGGAGUCGGCACUGUCACUGUACAAACACGAAAUAGACAUGCUGCGAGGCGACCGGCACUGUAUGCUGAAGAUGAAGGAAGAGCUGGAUAUGCUUAAACCGCGGCUUGAAUCCUAUGCCACGAUCCAGCAAGCCCUCAAAGCAACGGUCCAGGAAGUGGAUCAGAUGCUAGCCAGUGAUACGAGUAGGGCAACCGUCAUUGCACUCGCCGCAACGCUAAAACGUGAGCUACAGGCACAGGAGAUUAGGCGCAAGGAACAAUCCGACCGACUACAUCGCCUGCAGAACGAGUUGAUGGAGGAACGACGAAAGCGAAAAACUCUCGAAGAGAACCUUUCAUCGUGUGACAGUGAAAUAUACCGGCUUGAGCAGCAAGUAAAGCAGCUCUCGGCCAAAGCGGAACACCAUAAUGUUUCGGUUGAAAGUGCCUCGCCAGAGGCGUCAGUAAUAGUCAACACUCCCGAUCAGCAGCCACCGGUACGACGGAAACGACCAAUGAUGGAAGAAGACCUCAACAGCAGUACCCCGUUGUCGGAAAAAGUGAGAAAAAUCGUUAAUUCUACCUCGCCCUAUUUACGCAUCAAAACUAGCAACCUCGGCCUGGCCCCACUGAUGCGUAGCGGGCUUAGUUCUAAACCAAUGUCCUCGUGCAAUUCCAAAGACGUUCGAGCAACCAGUAAAGUCCCUGCCACAUCCAUCGCCACUGCAUCGUCAUCAAAGUUUUCUUUGCUCGCCCAUCAAAGACCGUCAUCGUCCAUCAAAGGAGGCUCUUCUCUUCUAUCUUUGGGCUCGUCUAAUAAUUCAGAACCGGACAGCGAACCGGAGAAUAAGCCUCGUUUCAUACUCACGUCAUCUACCGUAACCGCGCGAUUAAAGACAGGCAAACUCAAACGACACCCAUCGACCAUUUUGAACGGAGAAAAACUGACCGGCGAAAACGCGCUCGAUAUAAUAGCAGACUUGGACAUAGCCAACAUCGUUGGCAAGUGA